UAUUUGCUAUGCAAAUAUUGCUCUUGUUGCUGAACAUCAGAGCUUGCAAAGCACAUUGCUAAUAGAAGAUGCUUUCAAAUGAAUUAUCUGCCACCACUAAAGCACUGAUUAUGGCACAGACACAAGGCUUUGGGAGAAGAUACAUUAAAGCAUUUUUGAAAGGCUUCUUUGUUGCUGUUCCUGUGAGUGUCACUUUUCUCGACAGAGUGGCUUGCAUUGCGAGAGUAGAAGGGGCUUCAAUGCAGCCUUCUUUGAAUCCAGAAGAAAGACAGGUGUCGGAUGUAGUGCUUUUGAACCACUGGAGUAUUCGAAAUUAUGAAGUGCAACGUGGAGACAUAGUUUCACUGGUGAGUCUGAGGCGUUGUCUGCACGCCCCACCCCUGAAGUGACUGGAAUCUGCCAUGCCCAGCCUGGAGGAUGACUCGGAGGACUCAGGGCAUGAGCCAGAGCUUCUGGGACCUGAGCCUGCCAUCGGGGAGCCUGAGGCUGGCCCUAGCUCUGCUAUAGCAGAGUCUGUGGCCUCUCCAGAGGUUCAGCAGCCAAGUCUGCCUGUGGCUGAGUCUGUGGACAUAGAGGAAGAUCAGGGAGGUGUGCCUACGUUCAGGGAGCAUCAAGCCAAAAGGGAGGGCCUUCGAAGGUUGGGGAAGAUUUAUCAGAAACACGCUGGUAAUCAGACACACCUGAACGCCUGCUGCCUGCCCAUUUAAACAAUUGGAGAAUAUGUGUCUAGUUGUCAGUGAUUAUCUGACCUUCCUGAGGAAAGACUCUGGCUCUGGCUCCUGUGGCUUUUUGGACCAAACCCUUGCUUCUUAGACUACUGACCUAUCUUAAUUAUCUGGAACCCUUGACCUUGGACUGCCAUAUUGACUUGCCUAUCUGCUACUUUGAAUCUCGGACCGUUUGAUCCCUCUUCUGAUACUGCAUUUAGACUCAAAGACAGUAUAGCUUUGCACUGACUCUGCCAGACAGUGGUUUGUUUGUUUGGGAACUAGGCUGGUCUUAUCAGCCAUUUGGCCACUUUCCCAGACAGAAUCUGCUUUUUUUGACCCUUGUGUUACAGGCCUACAUCUAAAUAUGGUUAAAGGUAUGCAUAUAUUCACCGUUAAUGGCAAUCUUAAUCUGAUAUACAUGAAGCAAUUUCAGCAUUAUUUAUUAUAAGAAUUACAGUGGGUCCUUGUUAUCCGCUAGGGUUUGGUUCCAGGACACCCCCCCCCCUCCGGUGGAUAACAAAAUCCGUAGAUGCUCAAGUCCCAUUAAAUAUAAUGACACUGCAAAAUGAUGUCCCUGUCAGAGUAUAGAGUCCUCUUUGUGAGUACUCGGCAGUUCAGUAGUUAUUUAUCCAGAUGGCAGCUUCUGCUUGGAAGGAUUUUUCCUUUCCAGCCUGCACAGAGCUACACAGCAGAGACCUUCCAGUGGUGUUCCUGUUCUGCCUUACCAGCUUUAUAUUGGCCUUUAAUAGUAUUGGGCAUACAUGUGCAUGUCUUCUGCAUGUUGCAUGUUUAAUCCUGAUCAUACAUGCCCCAACAGUCCCUUAUAUAAAAUGGAAAAUCAAGGUUUGCUAUUUGGAAUUUGGAAUUUUUGGAAUAUUUUCAAUCCGUGGAUGUUUGAAUCCGUGGAUAAAAAAUCUGUGGAUAAGGAGGGCCGACUGUAUAAGUAAGCUGUGGAUAGGUUUGCCUUAUUGCUGAUGGGGAUGUGUCACCUCCUCAUAUGUCACUAGCAGUAUUAAAGGAAAUAUAUUUUCAUUUUUAUAAUAGUUAUAUCUAUUAUUAUUAUUAUUAUUAUUAUUAUUAUUAUUAUUAUUAUUUGUAUCCUGAUCUUUUCACAGAACUGGGGCUCAGAGCCAUUCCUUCUUACUUCUUUUUCGGUUCCAUUUAUGCCACUGCAAAAUGUGAAAUGUGUUCAAUUCUACAACUUCAAAAUAUGUAUUAUAGAUGUGAAAAUUUCAGUCUCAAAAGUAUUGCACUUCUUCAAAUGCCACAUCUAUUCCCCCUUCCCAUCCUUGGUUUUGUUUACACUAGAACCUAUCCUAGAACUAUCUUGGGAUAUUUCUGAAACUAUUUUGCUGUUCUGAGGGCACAUGGGCUGGUAUUAUUCCAGAUGAAAUCCACAAAUGAGAACUGUACUGUUCCUCAUUCUGAGACAAAUUCAAUUCUGUGCGACAUGUUCUCAGCAUUUACAUAGUGAUGGAUCUGCAUUAGUCUAAUAUGACUCAUGGAGCUCAAUUGGUACCGGUCCCAAAUCUGUUCUGAUGCUUCCAUGUUUUAGUUUGUUUUAAUUUGAAAGACAAUGUGCUUUAGACUGUUAAUUCUUUUUACUGUUUUAUAUUUUAAAUUGUUUUAAAUUUUUAAAGUUUAUUUUACGAUACACUGCCUAGAGAUCCUUUGAUAUUUGCUUCAGAGAGAUGAAUAGAAAAAUUUAAAUAAAUAUCUGUAUACAUAAAUGAAAUGUACAAAGCAACAGCACACUUUUGUGGAACAGUACCAUUACCACAUUGGCUAUAGUAUUUAUUUGUAACUGACUCAUUAUGUAUAUUUUCUUUGUGACCCAAUGUAUUAUUACCCACAACCCCUGCUAUCCCAUGUAGUUUUAGGAAACACAUGCUCCUCACUAUAGUUUUUGAUCUAUAUAGAAUAAGUGAUCACCAUAAUGAAGGCUGUGGAGCUCUGCCUGAAACUGAUUUUGAUGGUAAAGAACAACUAGAUUAAGGAUCAGGCUUUUUGUCUGGGAGAAGGGAAACCAAUUGUUCCAAACUAAUCAUUCUGACAAAACAAAAUAGGUCCUUUUUUUAAAAAAAAAUGAAUGUAGAGAUAAACAUAGAGGAAAGGAAAGACUUUCAUUUGAUAGCCAUGGGGGUGAGGAAACGUGUCAUGUUGAAAAAAUGCAGUGUGCAGCUUCUUUUCUGGAAAUGACAACAGAUGUCAUAGAAAUCUCCACUUUGCAUGGCACAAGCAGAUACUGGGCUGAGAACAGAUGAGGAAAUGUGAGGAAACUCUAGCUAUGCAGGUGGGUGACAAAUAUUUGGCACCUCAGGCCUAUUUCUACUACUGUAUCCAUAUUUACUCGUUUUAUAUGUAUGUGGAGUGAGGAGAGGAACCUCACAAAUGGAACCACACAUGUGUGCAGUAUCCCAAAAAAAAUGGGGGGAGGAGGAGAGAAAAUGGUUGAUUGAUUUUGUGACAGGAAAAAAAAAGAUGAGUAGAUCUAAUCAGGUUGAAAAGUCCAGGAGAUCCCACCCAGAUGGCCCCAAACCCAUCUGUCCUGAGUAGACAAACUUCUCUCUCCUUCUGGCUUAAUCCCAGUUUUAACCAGGGUGACCAAACACAUGUGAAAAAGAUCUUGACAUCUAUGUUAGAUUUAUCCCAUGUUAAUCAUGUUCAAGACAACAAAAUGAUCUGUGAGACUGCUCUGGUGGGAUGAAAAAUUGUGUGCUAAUGUGAACUUUUACCCUCAUGUAAUUUAGGCUCUUGUUUCAUAUUCAAUUGGGAGAGUAUCUUUUCUUCCUACCCUGAAAUUCUUACAUUUUAAUGCAUUUUCCCUAAUUUGCACUUUUGUUCACAUAAUCGGCCUGAUUUAUCUAA
Sceloporus undulatus (fence lizard) is the source of this 3578-nucleotide messenger RNA. RefSeq names its product inner mitochondrial membrane peptidase subunit 2 (gene IMMP2L). Bases 69 to 389 code for a protein of 106 amino acids. Lineage: Eukaryota; Metazoa; Chordata; Lepidosauria; Squamata; Phrynosomatidae. Gene Ontology annotation, cellular component: membrane; mitochondrial inner membrane peptidase complex. The record is from RefSeq and is a predicted model, not a curated record. Gene Ontology annotation, molecular function: serine-type endopeptidase activity. The transcript is spliced from 4 exons. Gene Ontology annotation, biological process: mitochondrial respiratory chain complex assembly.